CAGCCGCGCUGCUGACCGACGGCUACGUGGUCGUGGACGGGCUGCUGCCGGCAGGGAAGCUGGAUGCGGUGCGGAAGGAGGCCCUGAGCUUCGCGCGGUCGGGCCGCAUGCCGGAGCAUAAGUUCAGAUUUGGAACCGCCCUGUUCGUGAAACCAAGCAUCUUCGAGGCCGAUCUGUUCGACGAGGCCGCGCAGCGGGAGCUGCCGGAGCUGGCGGAGCUGCUCCUCGGCGAGGCGCUCGCGGGGCCGCUGGCGGAGCGGCUGCCCGAGCUGCGGCUGGCGGCGGGCCCGGGGGCGAGGUCGGUCAAGCUCCAGCACAACGCUGGGGCUGGGGGCUGCUUCCCCCUGCACUACGACAACGCUGGCCCGCCGAGCAGGAGGGCGCUGACCUGCGUCGUCUACAUGAACCCCGGCUGGCGCCCCGGCGACGGCGGGGAACUCGAGCUGCGGCCGUUCCUGCGGCCUGCGGUCCUGGUCCCGCCGCUGAUGGGCCGCGCCGCGCUCUUCCGCAGUGACCGCGUCCUGCACCGGGUGCGCCCGUCGUCAGCGGAGCGGCUGUGCUUCACCGUCUGGGUCGACGGCGAGGCGGUGAACGGGAGCGGCGACUGCGGGCUCACGGCGAGGCACCUAGCGGCCGAGCCGGGCGCCCUCGAGGCCUUCGCGCGCUCCCCGGUGCAGCGCGCCGUCUCCCGGGCGGUGUACGCGGAGGAGUACGAGGCGUCGCUGCGCGAGUGCAUGGAGAGGCGUCCGGGCGAGCUGGAGGAGAUGCUCCAGGAGCACCGCCGCCACGUCGCGCAGCAGCGGGCGCACGCGCAGCUGGGCCCGUUCCUGGGGCGCCUGGGCGCGCUGCGGGCCCAGCUGGAGGGCGCCGCGGGGGCGGAGGCGGAGGGCCAGGGCCCCGACUGAUUGCGAGGCGUACGGCUUCUCCGCGGAGGCGUGGGGCGCAGCUGCGUCCACGUGCAGCUACAACGAGCCAGGCCUGGCUGCUGAUGGUGCCCCCCCCCCCGUGCGGCGCGCCCCGCGAGCGGCAUCUGCCAGGCCACCGCGGCCCUCCGAGCGGCAGCGGCGGUGGCGAGCGCGGCCGCCUCCUGCGCCGCCGCGUGGCGCCGGGCGGCUCCGAGGCCAGGCCCUCUGCGUGUGCGGCCGGCGCCCUCCCAGCCCGAGGCCGCCGAGGGCGCCGUGCCACCGCUGCCUCCGCCAGCCCUGCCGGCGGAUCGGGCGGACGGCCAGCCGCGGCGGGCCGCGCCGGGGGCCGACCUCACAGCAUCGGAUGCGCCGGCGGCUCGGACGGCGCCGGGUCGCCGGCGCGGAUCGGCAGCCC
Prorocentrum cordatum is the source of this 1320-nucleotide messenger RNA. Lineage: Eukaryota; Dinophyceae; Prorocentrales; Prorocentraceae. The record is from the annotation of a GenBank genome assembly.